AUGGACAAUAAGUUCUCGUCUCUGGGCAGACUGCCUCGGCCGGACCCCCUGAGCGCUGUAGCUGGGGCCUCCAAGGCUUCCAACCCCCUCACUGCAAAGGUGACAGCCAUUUUGUCCACUUCCUAUUCCGAUGUCGAGUUCCGCGAGGCUCUAUCCCUCCUUGACGAUCGAGGCAUCGAAAACAACGCGAAGACUAGACGUCAGAUCCGGCUAGACAUACACAAGGAAGUCAUCGACAGCAACGGAGCCAUCAUCGACGAGUUUGGGCAUGUCGCCGAGCAAUUGCGUCUCAUUAGAGCCAUUCUAGGGAGGCUGAAUGCAGGGUACGAUGCCAUGAAGAGUCAAGUCAUUUCCGCCCACACUGGGACUCUCCCGGUGCUCACAGAGGCCGCAUCGCUCCUCCAACAAAGAAGCCAAGUGGAGACAAAGCAAGAAGUCUCAAUUGCCUUCAGGGACCACUUCGUCAUGUCCGACGCCGAAGUUGCAGCCCUGACCUCGACUGCGGAGCCGGUGGACGACAGGUUCCUGCAAUAUCUUUCGAAGGCGAAAAGAAUCACUCAGGACUGCGAGAUACUUCUCGGCUUCGAAAAACAAACGCUUGGGUCCGACUUGAUGGAGCAGACGUCCAAAAACAUCGACUUUGGCUUCCAGAAGCUCUACAAAUGGGUCCAGCGAGAGUUCAAGUCGCUGAAUCUCGAGAAUCCACAAAUGAACUCGGCGAUUCGGCGCGCUCUACGUGUGUUGGCAGAGCGCCCGUCCCUGUUCCAGAACUGCCUCGACUACUUCGCCGAGGCACGGGAACGUAUCCUCUCGGACGCAUUCCACAUUGCACUGACUGGUAAUGGAUCAUCGGGUGAAGAGGAUGAUGCGUCGCUCAAACCCAUUGACCUCGUCGCACACGACCCCCUCCGCUAUGUGGGCGACAUGCUGGCAUGGAUCCAUUCGGCAGCUGUCAACGAGCGCGAGGCCCUGGAAGUUUUGUUCGUCGCAGAAGGCGAGGAACUCGCGAAAGGGAUGAAGUCGGGCCGCGAUGCCGAGAUCUGGCGCCUCGUGGCUGACGAGGCUGACAAAGGCGAAUUCAAUGCGCUCAAGGCGCUCAACGAUUUGGUUGACCGGGAUGUUGCGGGCGCGUCCCGCGUUCUCCGUCAGAGAGUAGAGCAGGUGAUACGCUCCAACGAGGAGACUAUUAUGGCCUACAAGCUGGCAACGCUCAUCGUUUUCUACCGCGUUACGUUUCGGAAACUCCUUGGACUCGGCUCCAAUCUGUUUGAAUGCGUCCAGAGUCUUGAGAAAGAGGCUUUGCGGCAGUUUCGGGCCCUAGUCAGAGACCACAUCGCUGCUCUGCAAGUUGAGUUUCAGCAACCGCCAUCAGAGCUUGGCCCGCCACGCUUCCUCAAUGACGCACUCACGCAGUUGGAGGCAAUAAUAAAGACUUUCGAGUCGUCCCUUGCCGCAUCUGAGGACCGCGAGGGCGAGUUCACAAACGUCCUUUCUGAAGCAUUCCAGCCUUUCAUGUCGGGAUGCGAAAACAUGGCAAUGGCAAUUGAGCUACCAAGCAAUGCAAUAUUCCUUAUUAACUGCAAGCUCGCGGCGGCCAAGAUACUCGGCAGUUUCGAUUUCACGGAUCGUGAGGCGGCGCGGAUUCGGGAAGGGAUAAGCAACGAAGCCGCGAAGCUUGUUACAUAUCAGCACGACUUUUUCUGCGACGGCUCGGGAUUUGGACCGUUGCUGGAAAGAGGCCAAGGCGUUUCGGACGAGGCCGAGAAGAGGUUGAGCAAGGAAAUGCUCGAACGGGCAAGUCGGCAGCUGGACGAGUUCCUACCAUCGGCGUUGAUGGACGCCAUGGAGAAUUUGAAACAUUUGCAGGACCUGGCGCUUACACGUGAGAUCACGGAAGCGGCCGCAAACCAGUUCUGCGAGGACUUCCAGACGCUUGAAAAGCUAAUUGAGGAAAUGGGCAAAGAAGGAGGAGAGAAUGAUGAGUCCGGAAUACGCUCUGUGUUCCCGAGGACAACGGCCGAGAUUCGGGUCUUGUUAUCCUAG
Messenger RNA from Hirsutella rhossiliensis, 2043 nucleotides. Its product is annotated as conserved oligomeric complex COG6 domain-containing protein. Gene Ontology annotation, cellular component: COG complex. Gene Ontology annotation, biological process: intra-Golgi vesicle-mediated transport. The transcript has 2 exons. The record is from RefSeq and is a predicted model, not a curated record. Bases 1 to 2043 code for a protein of 680 amino acids. NCBI's taxonomy places the organism in Eukaryota, Fungi, Ascomycota, Sordariomycetes, Hypocreales, Ophiocordycipitaceae.